This is a messenger RNA of Cyclopterus lumpus (lumpfish), 2599 nucleotides long. RefSeq lists its product as uncharacterized. The coding region runs from base 494 to 2599 and encodes 701 amino acids. Lineage: Eukaryota; Metazoa; Chordata; Actinopteri; Perciformes; Cyclopteridae. The record is from RefSeq and is a predicted model, not a curated record. Gene Ontology annotation, biological process: proteolysis. The transcript is spliced from 3 exons. Gene Ontology annotation, molecular function: nucleic acid binding; zinc ion binding; aspartic-type endopeptidase activity.
UGGAGAUGUGACGCACACAAAAUGUAUGGUCACAUUGUUGUUAUUUAUUGAAGAUUAGAAUGAACACAUUUCUGUGAUAUGUAGUACCAACUGUGCCCAGUAGGUAACAGUGCAGCGCUGUGGUUUCGACUUGUAUGUGCGCGACCAGCGCCGUCUCAUAACUUGAGAAGACGCUGAAUAGAGACGCUGAAUAGAGAAGCCGAACAGUUGCCUGUCUCAUUUAUUCCUGUUUUCUCAGGCACAAGUCUGUCAUCAGGCUCUGUCAAUCUGAGACCUGUAACAGAUCUUUGGGGGCUCGUCCGGGAUCGGCAGUGCUACGGAGGUCCGGAAACUGCUGAUCUAGUGAUCCAUGAAUCGUGGGCCAGAGUGACGACACGUUGCCAGAGCAAGGGGCACUACGAGUGUGCGACUGCCAGGGUGAGGGAACCAGCAGAGUGGAAUCCAAGCCAAGAGAGCGCAACUCAACAGUCCCAGGACUUCAACAACGUGCAGCAUGUCUGACAACGAGAGGAAAAGACUUGUUUGGACAAUAAAGAAAGGACUCCACCACCUGUCAGCUGAAAAGAUCUUCGAGCUUACUCAAAACAUUGGACCAAUUGAUGAGCUUCAAUCAGAUAAGUUGGACGAAGAUGACGAGGAGAGUUGUUUUGAAUAUCUGUCUGCAUAUAUGUCUUGCAAUUCCCUUUUGACGUUAGAAGAUGAGGGUAUGUCAUGGUUACUGGAUCUAAAAGAUAAAGUAGAUCAGAUCAUUGAAUGCCAUAGCGAGAGUCCGGAGAUUCAACAGUUAAAUACUGACAGAGCUAAUGCUAAUGAUUAUUCUGGAUUAAUGCUAAAUGAAGUGACUGGAGUGAACACUGACACACAUGGGACACACACACAAAUUGAUACAGACACUGCUAAUGCUGAUAACCAUGAACCUGAUAUGCAAAAGUUACUGUCCAGUUAUGAGGAGAUUUACAGCAAACUCCUCCAGUUAAAUGUCCCACUGACCACACAGGCUGCAGACAAGCAGGUACCUAGUUUGAGGGACCGUAACCCGCCUAGCAGGUUAAACACAUUUCACUCAACCCCAUGUUUACCUAACUCCAGCACAGAGAAACAGCCCACCCAGACCAGUAGGCUACACAUUGAUCACUCACCUCACUACAUACCUCAGUUCAGAACAGAGCAGCCCACUCAUGCAAGUGAAACUAUGAUAGCCUUAAGAGAUCUCCCACUGCUACAACGUAGGGAAUUUAAAAUACAUGGAGGGCAAAUAGGGGACACUGCAUCAGACAUGAGCUAUAACAGCAUCUGCAAACAAGUAGAAGAGGGACAGAGGGAGCGACACACUGAGAAUGAGAUUAUCAAAGGAGUCCUGCGUAUAAUUAAACCUGGAAACUUCAGAGAUAUGCUCACAAACAAAGAAGAAAUGACUGUCUCAGAGCUGAAAAGUUUCCUCCAAUCUCAUCUUGGUGAGAGGGGCAGCACAGAGUUAUUUCAAGAACUGAUGUGUGCAAAACAACAUGAACAUGAGACACCUCAGCAGUUCUUAUACAGGACAAUUGGACUGAAGCAGAAGAUAAUGUUCACAUCCAGACAAUCAAACUCUGUGGUUAAGUAUGAUGCAUCCACAGUACAGUGUGUGUUCCUUAACACCAUCUACCAAGGUCUGGGUGAGAAACAUGAAGAUGUGAGGCGAGAUCUAAAACCUCUUCUGUCUGACUCCACCCUGUCGGAUGAAUCAAUACUAAGACAAGUUAUCCAAACUACCAAUGAAGAAAGUGAAAGGAAGCGCAGACUGGGUCGCAGCUCAAUCCGCAAAGUGACUCAGGCUCACAGUACUCAUGCUGAACCGGAAAAGACGAACAAAGGUGACAAGAAUACUGAAACUGAAAAUAAAGACAAGACAAUUCAAAGACUAGCGGCUCAGGUCGAGACCUUAAACAAGACCAUAGAUUCAUUGAAGCAACUUAGAAUACAAACUCAGGCGUCUGAACAGCCAUACUCACCUGUGUAUAGAUACACCACUGACAAAGCUAUGUCACAGAGGAAAAAAAGACCCUUUGGAUGCCCUCAGUGUGUAGAACAAGGUCUACCUAACUGUAGCCAUUGUUUCGCUUGUGGAGGUGAAGGUCACCGUGCUGUAGGUUGCCUGAAGAAACCCAAAGCUGCCGGGAAACGGGCCUCGGUCACGGAAGAGGGACGACCUGUGACCACAUUCAAGACCAAGUCCCAUUACAGUGAUGUUCUGGCAUCCGAAACUGUCGAUGUCAGGUCAGGCACUUCCUCUCAGCUGUCCAACAAAACACCGCCAGUCACAGACAAAGUAGCUCCACUCAUAGGACGCAGAUCCCUGCUAAGAUGCAGCAUGGCAGGCUAUGCUGUCACCGUUCUGUUAGAUACUGGAGCAAAUGUGAGCAUCAUUGAUCGUACCUGGAAAGAAAAAUACUUACCCUGUCAAGAUACUCGACCCCUCAGUGAGCUCAUUGACAAGGAACUGGAUGUGCUAGCCAUUACAGGAGACGAAGUACCCUACGACGGAUGGGUUGAGCCAAGCUACACCAUGACCAAGGAAGAGAGUUUGAAAACGAACCAUUCAAAACUCUACAACAACUGA